AUGCCGGCAAACGAAGGACUGAAGAUUAAAGACUCACUUCUCAAGGAGCUUCGGAGUAGGUCGCCUUUUAUUGACAAUGUUUACCAGAGCUCAAAUUCAGUUGAUUGUGGAGCGAGCAGAAUACUAUUUCAAAUCAAUUUUGAGCAUCUAAUUAAAGAACUAUUUGCUGAUUUGGGAGCCAUUUCUAACGACUGUUCAUCUCAGGCAAAGGACAAUAUUGAUGAAGACUUUCGAAAGACAAUCAUUGUCGAGUAUUCAUCUCCGAACAUAGCUAAGCCAUUUCACGUUGGUAACCUGCGAUCAGCUAUCAUUGGGAACUGUGUGGCAAAUGUGCUACAGUUUCGUGGCCAUAAUGUUAUUCGCAUGAACUACCUCGGUGACUGGGGCACACAGUUUGGCAUCCUCAGUCUGGCCUAUGAUCGCUUCGGCAGUGAGUCUCUACUUCAAGCUGAACCUUUGAAGCACCUUUUUGAUGUCUACGUCAAGGGAAAUCAGGAGAUUGAGAAAAACACUGAAUGGAGAGACGCCGCAAAAGAGCGUUUCACCCGACUGGAGUCACAAGCCGAUCCAGCCACAUUUGAGCAGUGGGCCAGGUUCCGCGAGUUGAGCCUGCAAGAGCUUAAGAGCUUAUACCAGCGUCUGGGCAUUACUUUUGACGUUUACAGCAGUGAAUCGAUGUACACACGAGCAUCGCUGAACAUUGUAGAACAGCUGAAGAACAGAGGCCUUGUCGAACAGAGUGAAGACGGAGCACUGCUGGCCACCACGCCCAGCUUUGAUAAUCCCAAUCUGCCAAUUAGUGUUCCGCUGUUGAAGAGUGAUGGAAGUACACUAUACCUUACCCGCGACCUUGCCGCCGCUGUUGACCGCAAAGAGCAAUACAACUUUGACCGAAUGUACUAUGUGGUGGACAGUAGCCAGGCAAAACACUUCUGGAACUUAAAAAGCAUCCUCAACGCCAUGGGCAACAAUAUUUACAGAGAUAUGAAACAUCUCAAGUUUGGGCGAAUCGUCGGCAUGAGUACACGCCGCGGAAACGCUAUAUUUCUUGAUGAUGUUCUCAACGAAGCAAAGGAGCGUGCACUCUCUGCAAUCAAAAGUAGUCCCAAUACAAAGAUCUCUCCUGAGCAGUACGAGUCCGUGGCUGACAAACUGGGUGUGUCGGCCAUUGUCGUCAAUGAUCUGUCUAAUCGACGCGUUAGAGAGUAUCGCUUUAACUGGGACAAGGCACUUCGUCUGACAGGUGACACUGGCAUCUCCCUGCAGUACACACAUGCUCGUCUGUGCAAUCUUGAGCUGAACUGUGGCGUCGAGCUGUCGCCGAAUUGUGAUAUUGAUGUGGCUGCCAUCGACACUGCCGAAGGUCGGAUGCUAAUUAACCUCUUGGCCAUGUUUGAUCAGGUGAUCGAGCGAACUGCCGAAGAGCUAGAGCCAAGCCUACUGGCACAUUACCUCUUUGACUUGAAGUAA
Messenger RNA from Rhagoletis zephyria (snowberry fruit fly), 1470 nucleotides. The record is from RefSeq and is a predicted model, not a curated record. Lineage: Eukaryota; Metazoa; Arthropoda; Insecta; Diptera; Tephritidae.